AUCUAGUACACAAACAGACAUGGGCCGUGUCUUUAGUUAAUUUGCCAGCGAUUUAUAAUGCCUGUAAUAUUGAUGACGAUUUGUACAACAGUACCCAGGAGAUAUUUGUGCAUGCAGUCAUCUGUGCGCGUCAUUUUAGUCCGUGUCAGAGUAGCAGAUUGCAUCGCGUUACGCGGAAAAGUCCGACGUUGAUGCAACAUGAAUGGAAUGGAGGCCUGAGAGUGUUGCUUGGACUGUUAAUAUCAGGUGAAGUCCCAGAUAUCAGUAUUUGGCCCCCCUUAGGAGGAAAUUUUAUCAGCAUCGGUGAUAACUUGUGCUCACAAAGCGUGUACAUAUAUCGAAUUUAUAUAUUUGACUUUAAUGGAUUUUAAAUAAUUACGAAUUGCAAGAAAGUAGACAUGAAGCUAGGCAAGAAAAAGUGCCAAUGACAACCUCGCUGCCUGAUUUGCUGUUUUGCGCAAAGACUUCAAGAUUAGGGAUCAAGGUACCGAUAUUAAUAUCAGUGACAUCAAUCAAUUGGAUUGAAAAUUUAACGUGUUUAUGUGAAACAGUUGGAGGUACCAUGAAGCAUCCAGUUUAGCGAAUGAUCUCGUUAAUGACAAUGAUCACAAACAACAACACCUUCGGAAUUAGCCCAGUGGGCAAAGGGUCCCGCCGGAGAAGUUAUGGAUUGGUUAAUGAAAAUGGAGAGAAAUCUAUGUGGAAGGAAUUCUCUUUAGCUCACAUCAAGGAGACCUUCAAAAGUCUGCAAAUGGAAGAAUUGUACCAAUACUACUGUGUGCACAUGAAGAACUCCUUGACAAUUGCACUUGUUGUCAUGGCAACCCUUAUAUGUCUUACCGUUUUGUUCUAUCACCUUUUUGACACUCAGGACACAACGAGUACAGAAUUUAUCUCACAUGUAGCAAUCUUAUCCUCGGGAAUUGCUGGAAACUGUUUGUUUUUUGGAUUUGUGGUGCGGAGUAAAUUCUACUGUCAUUAUCCGACCAGUAUUUCAAUUUCCUACUGGAUAUUCCUUCUUGUGUUGCUCAAUUUAUAUUUCAAUGUGCCGUCCUACAACAGACGGCCGACGGACGACAUGGUGGUCGUGUUUUACACCAUUUUUGUGUGUUAUACCAUGUUACCGCUCUCUAAGUGCUGGUCUCUUGUACUGGGAGCUUUGACUGUUGUUCUGCAGCUGAUUUCUUCAGGAGUUAUAGCAGAAGACAAGAAAUUUCUAGUAGGACAGCUGAUGAGUAACUUUGUGAUAUUAGUAUGUGCCAACAUCAGUGGAAUGUACCACAAGUACCUAACUGAUCUUACGCACAGAAGAACAUUUCUGGAAGCCCGCAAUUACAUUCAAUCCAUGUUUAAACUAGAACGAGAGAAAAAACAGCAGGAGGAACUGUUAAACAGUUGUAUUCCCAAUGACUUGGUGGAGGAGAUUAAGGACCUAAGUAAGAAGAUGAGAAACAGCCAGACCUCUCCAUUCCACGACCUUUAUGUUCAGCAGCACUCGGAUGUCAGUAUUUUGUAUGCAGACAUUGUGAACUUUACCCCUUUGGCUGCUGAAUGCACUGCAGAGGAACUGGUCAAGAUGUUAAAUGAACUCUUUGGUCGUUUUGACCAACUAGCAAAGAAAAAUCAGUGUAUGAGAAUAAAGAUCCUGGGUGAUUGCUACUACUGUGUGUCAGGACUACCCAACCCUAACCCCAACCAUGCCAUUAAUUGUGUUAAUAUGGGGCUACGCAUGAUUGACGCAAUCAGAGAGGUGAGGGAAGCUACAGGUGUAGAUGUAGACAUGAGGAUCGGGGUACACAGUGGAAUGGUCCUCAGCGGGGUCCUAGGGCUCUGUAAAUGGCAGUACGAUGUCUGGUCAGACGACGUCACCAUCGCUAAUCAUCUAGAAUCCGGAGGAGUUCCUGGCAAAGUGCACAUCACAAAAAGCACCUUGGAAUUCCUAUCCAAUCAGUUUGAGGUAGAGCCGGGAGCUGGUCACAUGAGAGAUGCCUACUUAGCAGAUCAUAAUAUCGAAACCUUCCUAAUCAAACCGAAAGUCCGAAAGUUUGAUGAAAACAGAACCAUUCGCUCGCGCUACGAGAGCAGCCUGCGAGCCUCACUCCGAGUCACCAAGUACCUGGAGAACUGGAAUGUAGACAAACCAUUUGCCACCCUCCAUGUCAGUCCCAUGGCAACCAAGCUGCUGAGUGUCACCAAGGAUUAUCAUGAUUUCAUGUUUAGUUUAGCCUUUCUUGAUUCUAACCUUGUAUUGAACAGUUUUGAAAAUGACCAUGGAGUUAUUGGCCCUAGUCAGCAGCUAAAUAUCGAAAUUAAUGCUGAGUUGGCAAAAAAGUCCAAAGAUCUUGUGAAGAAGUAUUCUUUCAAGUCUAUGAAGAAGCCCAAGGAGGAUUUUAACCCAAUCUUGAUGCACUUCAGUAAGCAGCAGGAGGGCGAGUACCAGCACAGACCGGACCCCUCCUUCAAGCUGGGCCUAAUCUGUGCGCUGUUCAUGUUCAUCGGAGUCGUGGUGGUGCAAGCUAUCAUGUCAACCAGAGAUGCCUUAUACAUUGUCAGUAUUGUGUGCGGUUGUGCUGUUUUUGGAUUGGUUAUCACAUGCAGUUUCUUUGCAGAAUGUUUAACACCUGUGAAAGGCAGCCCAUUGACCAAUCGACUGCUAGUAUUGGCCUGUUAUGUGACCAACAGCUUGGCCGCCCGGAUCUGUGUGGCCUCCCUGUGUGUGUUUUGUGUUUUCUUCAACUCUAUUGUGCCUGUGAUAAGUAACCAGUCUCCUCCAGAAGACAGGAGUGCCAUCAACAAUACAAAGGUUUUGUACUGGGCACACAGUAGUCUAUUUGGAAUGGUGACUACCAGCCUCUUUCUACAGAUCAGCCUCACUUUCAAGGUCAUUUUGACCAUCUGUGUUGUUAUUGGUUACAACCUAGCUUUCCAUUUUACCGAAGUAUUCCAAGUUGAAAUGUUUAUAAGAAACAGUAUUGAGCCUCUCGACAUUGCCACAGGGAUGACUGUGUAUCUGGCUGUUUUUGUGCUGACUUUGAUUUUCCAUGACAGACAGGUUGAAUAUGCCAACAGAUUGGAUUUUCUUUGGAGAAGAGAAUUCCAAUCGGAGACGGAGAAGGUCCGGAGUACUGCAGAGCAGAACAAGAAGCUCUUGGAGAACAUCCUGCCUUCCCAUGUAGCCGACUAUUUCCUAAGUGGAAACCGAAGCAAAAAUGAAUUAUAUAGUGAAUCCUAUGACAAUAUUUGUGUUAUGUUUGCAUCGAUUCCUAACUUCAAAGACUUCUACCAUCAGAAUGCAUCAAACAAAAAUGGGAUAGAAUGCAUAAGGGUCCUCAAUGAAAUCCUAGUGGAUUUUGAUCAGCUCCUGUCAAAACCAGAAUUUUCAAACAUAGAGAAGAUUAAGACAAUAGGGAGUACGUACAUGGCUGCGGCGGGCCUACAGCCGGGGCGUGAGAGUGGGAACCAGCAUGGGGAGUGCCAGAAAAAUGUCAUCGGAAUGACAGAGUUUGCCCUCAUGAUGAUGGUCAAACUAGAAGAGAUUAAUUUCAACUCGUUCAAUCAGUUCAAACUCAGAGUGGGAAUUAACCAUGGUCCAGUGAUAGCUGGAGUUAUAGGAGCCAGGAAGCCUCAGUAUGAUAUUUGGGGAGACACAGUCAAUGUUGCCAGUCGCAUGGACAGCAGUGGGGAAGCCAGUAAAAUUCAGGUUCCGUUAAAAACAGCAAAUAUACUCAUGGAAGCAGGCUUUAGAUAUGAAUACAAAGGUUUCACCAAAGUGAAAGGCAAAGAGCCGAUGCAAACCUACUUAAUUCUCCCGCCGCCUGCAGACACUUGACAGUCUUGGUUGUAAACGGAGAUGGUCAACUCUACUGACACUCUCAUGUGUUGGUUAUGACAUUAGGCUAGGUUUACAGUAUCUUUAACCAGGUCCAGUAAUAGUGGCCUCUCAGGGUCCUGUAUUUUGUCUUAAUUGUGACAAACUGUGCAACUUCGGAAUGGAGAUGAACUACAAUCAAAGAAAAAACAAAGCAGAUGUGAUCUAUGGAGAGAGAGAGAGAGAGAGAGAGAGAGAGAGAGAGAGAGAGAGAGAGAGAGAGAGAGAGCAAACAUUCAAGCACAAAAACAACAAAUCUGUAAAGUGGCGUUAUCCAUUAUGGUUGUGCAUGCAUUUGUAAAUGACUUUUCUACAAGCAAGUUGAUUGAAGUACUAAACUGUAAACAAGUAUCCUGGUUGUAAUGUUUGUGUAGUAGACAUUUUUUAUACAUGCCAUGUGCCAAUUGCCUGAUAUAACAUGUUACUGUGAUUGAAACAAUCCGUAUCGGUAUCAAAUUACUGAAAGGGGAUGAUCUCUACAAUUUGAAUGCCUUUUCUUACUUGAAACAUGGUGUCAAAUGUCUUGAUAUUACAAUGAUAUUUCUGGACUGAUGAAGACACAGAGAAUUUGCCAUCAUUUCCUUUUAAUUGUGUGUGUCAAUGUUGUAUAUGUUUUAUUUAUACAUGUACUGUAGAAACAAUUUUGCACUGUGAUACUUUAUUGGGUAUAUUAAAGGAAGACUAUCAGAGCAUUUUAAAAAAAACACUGAUUUAGUCUUCUGCUUGUGUUAUUUUCAUGUGCCCAACUUUAAAAUUUUUGAAAGGAAUUUAUUCUAGUACUGGUAGGUCCUUUUUAUAACAAAAAUUUGAAUAGAAAACCUCCAAUGUUGUACUGGUGGUUGUUUAAUUUGUAGAACAACUAAUACACGCUAGCUAGAAGAUCAAACAUUUCAUCAUGUACUGUACUUAACUUACUGUAUGCUAUGUAAUACAGUCAUAAUUAUUUUUUGUGUCUAUUUGUAUACUUUCAUAAUAUUUUCAUAUCAAAUAAACAUUUCUAAUCA
Magallana angulata is the source of this 4872-nucleotide messenger RNA. Its product is annotated as adenylate cyclase type 2-like. The coding region runs from base 584 to 3829 and encodes 1081 amino acids. The record is from RefSeq and is a predicted model, not a curated record. Gene Ontology annotation, cellular component: plasma membrane. NCBI's taxonomy places the organism in Eukaryota, Metazoa, Mollusca, Bivalvia, Ostreida, Ostreidae. Gene Ontology annotation, biological process: cAMP biosynthetic process; adenylate cyclase-inhibiting G protein-coupled receptor signaling pathway; intracellular signal transduction. The transcript has 25 exons. Gene Ontology annotation, molecular function: adenylate cyclase activity.